Molecule: messenger RNA, 1812 nt
Organism: Balearica regulorum gibbericeps (East African grey crowned-crane)
Lineage: Eukaryota; Metazoa; Chordata; Aves; Gruiformes; Gruidae
Source: RefSeq, a predicted model, not a curated record
AUGAAUGGCGGCCACCGCAGAGUGCUUGGUGCCCGGAGCCCUGCACUCACAUCCUGCUCCCUGCAGAAGAUGUGUUCCUGGAUGCUGAGUUGUUGCUUAGCCCUUCAGCACCUGGCUGUGCAGGCCUCCUUGCUCUGCAUCUUCCACCUCCUCCUCCUGCCCACCCUGCCCAAGGAGCCGCCCCACGCCCAGGCCACCAGCGAGCUGCUGGCACGCAGCCUCUUUGCCUGCGGCAUCUCCACGGUGCUGCAGACUACCCUGGGGAGCCGGCUGCCGCUGGUUCAAAUCCCAUCCUUCGAGUACCUGGUCCCUGCCAUGGUGCUGAGCUCCCACCUGUCCCUUGGUGCCAGCAUGGACAGGAACGGCACAGCUGUGGCCAGCACAUGUCCCAUGCCGCACUGUGCUGUUGCAGGAAGCUGGACUGCUUCACUGCGAGAGGUCUCUGGAGCCGUGCUGAUUUCAGGGCUGGUUCAGCUGGUGCUGGGAAUGUCCGGCGUGGGUGGGUGGGCAGCCCGGCGCUGUGGGCCUAUGGUCCUGGCCCCCAGCUUCUCCAUCAUUGGGCUGUCUGCAUACAAGGAGGCCACUUUCUUCUGCUCCACUAAUUGGGCGGUAGCUUUGCUGCUCAUGUUCCUCGCUGUCACCUUCUCCCAGCACCUGGGGUCCUGCCGCCUGCCCUUCUGUGCCUGGCCCCAAGCUCGGGGGGGGUCCGCAGAGCUGUCUGUCCCCACCCUGCGCACAUUCUCGGUACUGCUCCCAUUUGCUGGUGUCUGCAUUGUCUGUGCCAUCCUCAGCCACCUCCGCAUCCCCUGGGAAUCGCUGGACCUGGCCGUGGCACAGCUGUCCUGGGCCAACAGCACCUUCCACACCCCUUGGCUCCGCAUCCCCUAUGCAGGCGAGUGGGGAUGGCCACUGCUCACCCCCCGGGCACUGGCAGUCGGCAUCGCCAUGGCCAUUGUUUGCAGCACGAACUCCAUGGGCUGCUAUGUGCUGUGUGGGAGGCUGCUGCGAGCCCCCCGGCUGCCCCCCCACGCCUGCAACCGGGGGCUCUGCACAGAAGGGCUGGGCAGUCUCUUGGCUGGGCUGCUGGGCACCCCAGGGGGCACUGCUGCCAGCAUCGCCAACGCCUGCGCCACCGGCCUCACGCAGCCUGCUCAGUUCAGCCCAUUGCUGGGGCUGAUCCCGCUGGCAGUUCAUGGGGGGGUGCUCUGUGUCACCUACGCCGUGGCUGUGGGCACGGGGAUCUCCUACUUCCAGUACGCAGACAUUGAUUCCGGAAGGAACAUCUUCAUCGUUGGCUUCACCAUGUUCAUGGCACUGCUGGUGCCGCGGUGGCUCAGCAUGGCUCCGGCUCACCUGGCCACAGGCUGGGUGCCCCUGGACCUCCUCUUCCUCUCCCUGCUCAUGGUGCCUGUCUUCUUAACGGGCUUCUUGUCAUUUUUCCUGGAGAACACAGUCUCAGGAACCCCGGAGGAGCGAGGGCUGCUCUCUGACAUGGUGCUGUGGAAAGCUGGGGCAGGUGCUCGCCACCCCUGUGGAGAGAGGGAUGAAGCCAGCCAGGUGUAUGGGCUCCCUGCUGGGCUGAGGAGACUGCUGCCAUCCUCCUGCAAAGCCUUCCCCUGCUGCUUCCUCUGCCCGGGGACCGAGGAGGAGAAGGAGGAGGAGGAAGAGGAGGAGGGCAGCCGUGCCCCUGAGGAGGGGACCACUGCCCCAGAGGAAGGGAUGCACCUGCUCCCCAAACCCAGCUCAGGGGAGCUGCAGCCCUCCAGGAGGCCGAGUGAGAUAGAGAUGUCUGCAUGGCACACGGUGGCCUGA